UUUGAAUUCUGAUGGCGUCUUCUCUUUCAAUGACUUGUGCUUCUGAAUAUGAGACUAUUUAUCAUUCUCUUGGUCGUAUCAAGUUACUACUAGAAAAGUUAAACUCAGGAACGUCAGAGAAGCUUUCAAGUUUUGAACAAAAGUCCCGUCUUAUUAAGGACGCUAUUGCUAAAAGAUAUGAACCACUGGCUUCGGACUAUGUAGAAGAUUGUAUCGAUAAGAUGCGUGAAUUCUACUUGCAAAACUUGGAAGAUAUAAGUUUGGUAUUCCAACAAGGGAUAAUUCAAAAACAAUAUGCCGUGGAUACUUUGCUUUCAGAAAUACAACAGAAAAAACAAAAUAUUCAACAAAAUGAAGAAAGAGAGAGACAAGAAAUCAACUUGCAACGUGCAAAAAGUCUAGAAAUGUUACAAAGACAAGAAGAAUCACUUCGAAGCAACGUUAAACUUUUAGAAUCCGAAAUGGAAAGCUUGGAACUAGAAUUGAGUAGUAUCAACACAUCAAUGAACGAUGAAAGACAUAGCUAUGAUUGUGAAACAUUGAUAUAUCAUCUAAAUACUCUUCGAGAACAACUUAAUACGAAACAAGGAGAGUUGGAAGACCUGAAAGAACAAAGCCGUCUCCGUGAAAUUCAGUUGAAUGAUUAUUCUUCUGCUUUGAAUAGUCAACAUUGUGAAACUAACUGGCAAGCAGAAAAGGAACUUGUGGCAAAAACCAAUAAUCGUCUCAGAGAACAAGUCAAGAAAAUGCAAAAUGUGGUUUCAAAACGAUUUCCUUCCAAGGAAGGUGACAUUCGAACUUUGGCAUUGGCCGAACUCCAAAAUGAAAUGGCUCUCAGUUCUCUGCAGCAUUCUAUUCUAGAAAACGCAGCAAAUCAACAAUUCUCUGAAUGCAAGAAACUAUUACAUGUUCUGGGAACAUUGAUAAGAAACGGUUCGGCAAAUACGAGAACUGCUACAGGCAUUAUCAAGAUAUUGGACAUUUUCUUCCAAAACAGUGGAAAUGCAGAAAAACAAAGCUUAACUCAUGAACGAUUGAAAGCUGAACUUGAAACUGAAGAGGCAAAGGAAGCAUUGUCCGAAAUGAUUCGUCUAGGUAAUUAUAUACUGAUGAAGACUUGUUUUUAUCUCAACUUGUUCGUUGUGUGCUUAGGACUAUUAGAAGAACAAGAAACUGGCUUGUUUGCACUAGUCGCAAACCCUACCUGACUACAGUUGUAAGCCUAAUAUCAAAG
This is a messenger RNA of Galdieria sulphuraria, 1234 nucleotides long. RefSeq lists its product as uncharacterized. Bases 12 to 1208 code for a protein of 398 amino acids. The record is from RefSeq and is a predicted model, not a curated record. NCBI's taxonomy places the organism in Eukaryota, Rhodophyta, Bangiophyceae, Galdieriales, Galdieriaceae. The transcript is spliced from 3 exons.